Oxyura jamaicensis (ruddy duck) is the source of this 3836-nucleotide messenger RNA. RefSeq names its product mediator of DNA damage checkpoint 1 (gene MDC1). The record is from RefSeq and is a predicted model, not a curated record. Gene Ontology annotation, biological process: positive regulation of transcription initiation by RNA polymerase II. The transcript is spliced from 13 exons. Lineage: Eukaryota; Metazoa; Chordata; Aves; Anseriformes; Anatidae. Gene Ontology annotation, cellular component: nucleus. Bases 1 to 3660 code for a protein of 1219 amino acids.
AUGCAGCGAAGGUGCCACCGAGGCCUCUGCACCACGGGGGGCACAGGCCCGACCACCGGCAACACUGCCUCACCCCAAGUUGUGCCAGAGAGCGACCCAGAGGAGCCAGAUGUGUGUCCAAACAUCCGCGUGCUCCGAAAGCGCCGCCCCACCCCAGCCUUGGGCCUCCGCACAGAUUUGGCCCAAUCCCACCUGGAUCCAGACAUCAGGGGACCCAAAAAGCACCGUUUUUGUCCCAAAACUACCCUGACUCCAGAUGUGGGGGGCAAAAUUUCAGACAUUCGGCCCCAAAAUCACUCCCCAAACCCGAAAGGGCAGGUGGAUCCAGAUGUCAAGCACCUGGGAGGCAGCACAGUGGCUCUUGGCAUUGAAAGCGAUACAGAUGAUGAGGUGCACCCAAAAUCUGCUCUUCUUCACCCUAAUCGUCAGCAGGCCGCCCUGGAGGUGCGUGUUGACCCAAAUGUGGAGAAACGAGACCCAAAUCCAGGUGCUGAAGGUGCCCAAAAUGGGCGUUGGAUGCUUGCGGUGGACAGCGACACGGACGUGGAGGAGGCUGAUGUUCUUCCGUCCGUUGGAUGCCCAAAAAUACGUCGAAAGGCCCAAAAGGUGCCAAAAGCCCCAGGUGUGGAGAUGAAGCCCCCAGAUCCAGAUGUUGGCAGUUCGAAAAAUGGAUUCCAGAUGCUCGCGGUGGAUAGUGACACGGAUGUGGAGGAAGGUGGAGCAAAUCCAGCUGUUGGGCUGGCCAAAACCCCUCAAACGACCAAAACCACCCCAAACUCUUCAAACAUAAAGAUGAAGAGCCCACAUCCAGCUGUUAAAGGCCCCCAUAAGGAACAUCCACCGCUCACGGUAGACAGCGAUACUGACGUGGAAGAGGACAGACCAAAUCCAGAUGCUGUGUGCCUCCCAGCCCCUAAAAUGACCCAAAACACACCAAAACCCCCAAAUAUUGAGAUGGAGACUCCAAACCCAGAUGCUGAUGGAUUCCAAAAGGAGAACUGGACACUUGUGGUAGACAGCGAUACGGAUGUAGAAGACAACAUCCUUCCAGGUGGUGUCAGCCCAAAACCCCACACAAUGACCCCCAGAGACCCAGGUGUGGAGACCCGAGGUCAAGAUGCUGAGGGACCCAAAAUGAGUUGCCGGUCCCCACUGGUGGACAGCGAUACAGAUGUGGAUGAGGACCCUCCCAGUGCAGAAGGUAGGGAUCCAAAACUACAUAAAAUAACCCAAAAUGCACAGAGAAUUCUGGAUGUGGAGAUGCAGACCCUGAGUCCGCGUCCUGGAGAACCACAAAGCGGACACGAGAUGCUCAAAGUGGACAGCGAUACAGAUGUGGAGGAGGAUGGGCUGAAUCCAGAUGUUGGGUGUCCAAAAACCCAUAGAAUGACCCCAAAAAUCCACAAUGACUCAGACAUAGCAAUAAAGACUGAUCUUGAAGGUCCCCAAAACAGAGGCCAGAACCUGGAGGUGGACAGCGACACAGAUGUAGAGGGAGAAGACCUGAACCCAGAUAUUCCCAGUCUGAAAAACCACAAAACACCCCAAAAUGCCCAGAAGGACCCAACUGUGGUGAUGGAAACCCCAAAUCCAGAUGUUGGUCGGCACCUGGACUUCAACAUGGACAGCGAUACUGGGGUCGAGGACAAUGGUGUGGUGCCAGAUGUUGGGGCAGUACAAGGGGGACAGGGGGCACCUGGUGAUCCAGAUGUGGCAAUGGCGCCCCUAGAUCCAGAUGUUUCCCCUCCCAUGACCCCCCAGAGUGGCAGCGACACCGACGUGGAGGAGGUGGCCCCCACUCCCUACGUUCGGAGCCUCCGGAGCAAAACCCGACCCCGAAAUCCAGAUGUUGUGGACUCCUCGAUGGGCAGCAAUACCAGUGUGGGACUGACGGACCCCAAAUGCCAGAAGCCAGCCCAAAAAAGUCAGGGUUUGCCCCCAAAAUCAUGCAGUGAUGGAGGUGUGGAAGGAGAGGUACCAAAACAACAUGAUUUAGCCCCAAAUACAGACGUGGAGGACCCAAAUCCAGAUGACAAAGUGCAGCAACACAACCCCCAGACCUCAGCGAUGCGCAGCGAUACAGAUGUGGCACCAGCUGGUCUGGCCCCCAAAUCUCCAGUUCCAGCCCCAAAUUUGGGCCUCGGUGGUGAUGCUGCUUGGGGAUCCAGGAGUGCUCAGGCCACCCCUCGUGGGGACACGGAUGCAGAGGUGGCAGAGAGUGAAACUGAGGAUGACCCCGACCUCUUCCUGGAGCCCACCCAGAGCUUCCUGCCACCACUGGUGACCGAAGACGCAGCCCCGGGCUGGGACCCUGAGGAGGCCACACAGCUCUUCUGCCACCCCAAGCUGGAGGAGGAGGAGGAGGAGGAAGAGGAGAAGGAGAAGAAAGAAGAGGAGAAGGAGAAGGAGGAAGAGGAGAAGAAGGAGGAGGAGGAGAAGGAGGAAGAGCCCCCCCAGGACAUCCCAGCCACCCGUGUCCCCCCAGCUGAGCCGGUGGUGGUGACACCAGCCCAGGAGGGAGCAGGGACCGGCUCAGCCCCCGGCGGUGACGUAACGGAGGGGCCCCGCCGCAGCCAGCGCCUGGCCCGGGGCCAUGGGGGCAGAGCCCCUGGAGGGGGCGGGGCCUCUGCUGUGGGAGGAGCCUCUGGAAGGGGCAGAGCCAGCCAGGCAAGGGGCGGGGCACUGCCAUGCCCCACCCCCCCACGCCGCAGCCCUCGCCUCCAGGCCCGCCCCCCCUCCCCUGCUGAGCCACCGGCCAAGAAAGGGCGGGGCCAAGAGGAGCCACGCCCCCCGCCCCGGCCAUGCCCCAAAAGGAGCAGCCACGCCCCCUCGCAGAAGCAGAUACGGGAGGAGGAGGAGCCUCCAGAAGUCACCAGGCUCCAGCUCCGCCCUCGGGGAGGCAGUGGCUCCUCCAGCCCCAAGGUGCUGUUCACGGGGGUGGUGGCCUCCCAGGACAUGGAGGUGGCCCUGGGCUCACUGGGGGGGUCCAUGGCCACCUCCGUCUUCGACUGCACCCACCUGGUGACCGACCGCGUCCGACGCACCGUCAAGUUCCUCUGCGCGGUGGCACGUGGCAUCCCCAUCGUCACCCCCAAGUGGCUCCAUGAGAGUGCCCGCAGUGGCCGCAUGCUGGCCCCGGGGUCCUUCUUGGUGCGUGACAGCCAGCAGGAACGUCACUUCGGCUUCAGCUUGUCCCAGGCCCUCAGCCGUGCCCGCCACCACCCCUUGCUCCAGGGCUACGAGGUCCACGUCACUCCCAGCGUCCGCCCCGAGCCCGAGCAGAUGCGGGACAUUGUCACCUGCAGUGGUGGCACCUUCCUGCCCACCAUGCCCUGCACCUAUGGGCCCCGGAGGCUGGUGAUCUCCUGCAGGGAGGAUUCGGGGUGCUGGGCGCCGGCGCUGAGCGCUCGCCUGCCGCUGGCCUCAGCCGAGCUCCUCCUGACGGGGCUCCUGCGGCAGCGCCUCCAGCUCCAGGACUUCCUCCUCGCCCCCCCGGAGACCCUCCCAGGACCCUCAGGGGUCCCCCAAGAUCCCCCACCAAAGUCCCCUCAACCUCCUCCGGCGUCCCCUCGGCGUCUCCGGGCUCCUCCCCCGACGCAGGGCAGGACGCGGCGGGACCCCCCCAGCACCCAGCAGCACCCGCAGCCCCAGAAUAAAUGAGGGUUUUUGCACAGACACACACACACACAAAAAAAAGGUGAAAAAAGUAUGAUUUAGUGGUUGGGGGGGGUGGGAAUGUGGGGGUGGCAUCUCCUGUGGGGGUCCCCACUGUCAAUCAAAUUAUCAUUUUUAUCAAUUUAUCAUUUUCAACAAGCAAUUUACCACUUUAUCACUCA